ACGGAGCAGUCCAAAAAGCAAGAGUGCUCAGGUUGAGGCGGGAAACCACACGAGCGGGAAAAACCCCGUAAACGAGCGUUAUAGUAAAUCUAUUGUGGUGGACGACUCUGUAAAGCUCGCUAACUUUAUUAAACGACCGCGUUGUGCUUUGUAGCCUGACUCUUGCUUUAAAAAGCGAUUUAUUUUGGUUAACGGAACCCCCCUCCUCGUCGCGGGGAACAUGGUACAGUCCGGAACGCGUCACCCAUUGUUUACAAAUGAAGCCUGGUUGUUGGUGAGUGCCGAGCGGCGUGGUGAGAGCGAGCAGCGGCCCGGCGGCUCUCAGUCACACCGACAAACAAACAAACAAACAAACAACACAGAAGAUACUCCAGAGGAACCACACGUCCGCCAUUAUGCCCUGUCGGAAGGAGAACUACAUCUUUCUGGAGCAGUCGGUCACCGUCGACUCGAAGGAGGUGGACGCGCUGGUGACGAAGAUCGGCGAGGCGCUGCAGCUCCACAACAACACCGGCGGCCACCAGAAGACUGUGUCCGUGUCUGUGUCGUGUCUGCACGGGUUGACCGGCGGCGGCACCGGCGGGGUCAAACCGGCUCUCAUCGGCGGCGGUGGAGGCAACGGAGGUGGAGGUGGAGGUGGAGGAGGAGGCGGGAAUAGCUCCUCGGCUCCGGCGCAGAAACGCUGCUGCAUGCGGCUCCGGAACCGGGGACACCGGGGGAGGAGCAGCAGGGCGAGCCCGUACCACAUCCCCGGGUCGGACCCGGACUGGGACCAAAUCAAACCGUGGAGCAAAAAGAGGAUCACCGUGGAGGAGGACGACCCGCACCGGCUGCUGCAGGACUUAAUUUUAUCCGGGAACCUGAUCAAAGAGGCCGUGAGGAGGCUCCAGUUCUCCGCCGCGGACUGUGGAGAGUUCCCGCAGGCGGCGGACGGGGUUCCGUCCUGAUACCCGAACCGGACCGGACCGGACCGCGAACACAUCAGACUGUUUAGAAUUAAAUUUCACAAGACUGGUAGCUAUUUGUUUUUCUAAUUUCAUCAAUUUUUUUCAUGGGUUUAUUGUGUGUGUGUGUGUGUGUGUGUGUGUGUGUGUGUGUGUGUGUGUGUGUGUGUGUGUGUGUGUGUGUGUGUGUGUGUGUAACGUUGCGUCGGCUAGCAGUUAGCUGAGCUUGCUAACUAGCCACCCGGCUGCUGUUGUUUAUGUUUGAAUGUGUGUGUGUGUGUGUGUGUGUGUGUGUGUGAGGCGUUCAGGGGCAGCAGUGCAGCAUUGAGACAAACAGCUCUCAGUGUGUAAUAAUGUGUGAAUGAGAAGUCCACCAUCAGGAAACUAAAAGUGUUGAAGUUCAACAGGAAACAAACAAAAACAGUUUUAGUGGAUUAUUAAACGAAUUCAGUGUUUUUUUUAAAAAGUAAACAAACAAUUUCUUACAAUUAAAAAAAAAACGACCCUUGUUGUUUCCCAUACUUUAGAAAUAGUUUCCCAAUUUUGGUUUUCUCAUUUCUCCCCCCUUCCUCUGGUCGAACAGGAAGUCCUGGUUUAUUCAUUUAUUGACCACUCAGUCCCACAGUGUGUUUCUGUGGGGGGGGGGUCUGGUUGUCCAUGUUGUUUACAAUCUAAUGCUGUGUGUUAAGAGCCACUGUACAGAGAGGAGAAAGGACGUGCCCUCCUCUUCCUCGCCCCCCCAGUUUGGUGAAAUGAGCCUCUACCUGUCGGUUUAUUCUCUUUAAAGCUGAGGUUUUGUCCUGGCGUGGUUUUGGCCCCCCCAGGGUGUCACAGGAAGGCAGCUCCACGUUUCAUGGACAUCAAACACGUGGUGGAAGACGGGGGGGCAUGGGAAAGGGAAAGUAGAGGAAGCACGCCCUUUUCCCACAAGGCUUAGGGUGAUGUGUAACUGUUUGUUUGUAAUGGGGGGGGGGACGUCACAUGACAACACUUUAGUGGUGCUUUCACCUUUUUGAAUUCCCCAGCGGGAGUUCUGUUUGUGUUUUUUAUUUUUUAUUUGUUUCUUCUCUGUGUAAAGAAAAUUCACCACGACUGCUUCGUACCGAAGUUCCUGAUAAUGUUCCUGAGUAUCCAGGAUCCUUUUUGUUGUCUUAAUAAACUCAGUUUUGUUUUUCCAAA
Molecule: messenger RNA, 2123 nt
Organism: Dicentrarchus labrax (European seabass)
Lineage: Eukaryota; Metazoa; Chordata; Actinopteri; Moronidae
Gene: gbp
Product: glycogen synthase kinase binding protein
Exons: 1
Coding region: 396-947 (183 amino acids)
Cellular component (GO): cytoplasm
Source: RefSeq, a predicted model, not a curated record